Molecule: messenger RNA, 4863 nt
Organism: Neoarius graeffei (lesser salmon catfish)
Lineage: Eukaryota; Metazoa; Chordata; Actinopteri; Siluriformes; Ariidae
Gene: taf2
Product: TAF2 RNA polymerase II, TATA box binding protein (TBP)-associated factor
Exons: 26
Coding region: 370-3954 (1194 amino acids)
Biological process (GO): transcription initiation at RNA polymerase II promoter
Cellular component (GO): transcription factor TFIID complex
Molecular function (GO): transcription cis-regulatory region binding; chromatin binding; RNA polymerase II general transcription initiation factor activity
Source: RefSeq, a predicted model, not a curated record
AGGUUACGAACAAAAUGUCUGGUCUCGGUUUGUGGAUGUUCAGUGUUGGGUGAGUGGUCCAAGGGGAAUGGAGCUUCUGAAAUGCAGAGUAGAAGCGCGAAUAUUUAUAUGAUCUGCAGUCCUCUCUCUGAGGAUAAUAACAUUAGUUUUUACAGCUGGCUGUAAAAGCUUGGCGUCUAAUUGCUGUAUAACUAAAACGCAACAUCAGAAAAAAAUUAGCUGGGUAACUGUAGCACGGUAAAAGUCAGCACUUAGUUUUCAGCACGUUCCGCUGUUUUUUCUGCAAAGAAAGUCCUGGGUUUUGCUUUGAGGAGCAAUCUGAAAUCUGCUGAGUUGUUUUUUUUUUAAGACAAACCAAAAGUUCUGAAAAUGAACCGCAAGAAGGAUAAAGGCUUCGAGAGUCCGCGACCUUAUAAAUUAACCCACCAGGUGGUGUGCAUAAACAACAUCAACUUCCAGAGGAAGUCAGUCAUUGGCUACGUGGAGCUGACCAUCUUCCCCACAGUGGUGAACCUGAGCCGCAUCAAGCUGAACAGCAAGCAGUGCCGCAUUUACAGGGUGCGAGUGAACGAGCUGGAAGCACCAUUCAUUUAUAAUGAUCCCACGCUGGAGGUCUGCCACCACGAGUCCAAGCAGCGGAAUCUGAACUAUUUCUCUAGUGCUUAUGCUGCAGCAGUGAGCGCUGUGGAUCCCGAUGCUGGAAAUGGAGAGCUCUCUAUUAAAGUGCCUGCUGAGCUGUGGAAGCAGGGAGACGAGAUGAAGGUGCUGAAGGUGUAUAUUGAAUUCUCAUUGGACCAGCCGAAGGGGGGGCUGCACUUUGUUGUGCCUGAUAUGGAGGGCAGCAUGGCUGAGAGAGGAGGUCACGUCUUCUCCUGUGGAUACCAGAAUUCCACACGGUUCUGGUUUCCCUGCGUGGACUCGUACUCAGAGCUGUGCACGUGGAAGCUGGAGUUCACUGUGGAUGCCUCCAUGGUGGCUGUGUCAUGCGGUGACCUCAUGGAGACCAUCUACACUCAUGACAUGCGCAAGAAGACUUUUCAUUAUGUGCUGCCUAUCCCGACCGCUGCCCCCAACAUCUCACUGGCUGUGGGGCCAUUCGAGAUCCUUGUAGACCCCUACAUGCACGAGGUGACUCAUUUUUGCCUGCCUCAGUUGCUGCCGCUACUUAAACACACCAUGUCCUACCUGCACGAGGUGUUCGAGUUCUAUGAGGAAAUCCUCACCUGUCGUUACCCAUACUCCUGUUUCAAGACUGUGUUUGUGGACGAGGCCUACAUGCAGGUCUCCUGCUAUGCCUCCAUGAGUAUUUUCAGUACAAACCUGCUGCACAGUGGAAUGAUUAUAGACCAGACGCCAGCAACACGCCUCUGUCUGGCACAGGCCCUGGCCCAACAGUUCUUUGGGUGCUUCAUCUCACGCAUGUCAUGGUCCGAUGAAUGGGUAUUGAAGGGCAUCUCUGGCUACAUCUUUGGCCUCUACUUAAAGAAGACUUUUGGAGUCAAUGAGUAUCGCCACUGGAUCAGGGAGGAGCUGGACAAGAUUGUGGAAUACGAGCUGAAAACAGGAGGCGUCCUGCUGCACCCCACUUUUGCCGGAGGAAAAGAAAAAGACAGCCCGACUCCGCACUUGCAUUUCUCCAUCAAACACCCCCACACACUCUCCUGGGAGUACUACAAAAUGUUCCAGUGCAAGGCACAUCUUGUCAUGAGGCUGAUUGAGAACCGCAUCAGUAUGGAAUUCAUGCUGCAGGUGUUCAACAAGUUGCUGAGCCUGGCCAGCACGGCUUCAUCUCAGAAGUACCAGUCGCAUAUGUGGAGUCAGAUGCUUUUGUCCACCUCUGGGUUUCUCAAGUCCAUUUCCAAUGUGUCAGGGAAGGACAUUGGGCCCUUGAUCAAGCAAUGGGUAGAUCAGAGUGGGGCGGUUAAGUUCUUUGGUAGCUUUGCUUUCAAUAGGAAAAGAAAUGUGCUGGAACUGGAGAUCCGUCAAGAUUACAUGUCUUCCGGCACUCAGAAAUAUGUGGGCCCCAUAAAAGUGACUGUUCAGGAGCUGGAUGGAUCCUUCAACCACACGCUGCAGAUUGAAGAGAACAGCCUCAAGCAUGACAUCCCCUGUCAUUCCAAAAGCAGGAGGAACAAGAAGAAGAAAAUCCCUUUGAUGAAUGGAGAAGAGGUUGACAUGGACUUGUCUGCAAUGGAUGCUGACUCGCCCCUGCUGUGGAUCCGGAUUGACCCAGACAUGGCAGUGCUUCGGAAGGUGGAGUUGGCGCAGGCUGACUUCAUGUGGCAGUACCAGCUGCGCUAUGAGCGAGAUGUGGUGGCACAAGAGGAGGCAAUUGUAGCACUGGAGAAAUUCCCCACAGCUGCUUCCCGCCUCGCCCUCACCGACAUCCUUGAGCAUGAGCAGUGCUUCUACAAAGUGCGCAUGCAGGCUUGCUUCUGCCUUGCCAAGAUUGCCAACUCCAUGGUGAGCACAUGGCAAGGCCCUCCAGCCAUGAAGUCCCUCUUCACACGCAUGUUUUGCUGCAAGAGCUGCCCCAACAUUGUCAAGACCAACAAUUUCAUUAACUUUCAGAGCUACUUCCUGCAAAAGACCAUGCCAGUGGCUAUGGCUUUCCUCAGGGAUGUGCAGAACCUCUGUCCCAAAGAGGUCCUCAACUUCAUUCUGGAUCUCAUAAAGUACAAUGAUAAUGCAAAGAAUAAGUUUUCAGAUAAUUACUACCGCGCCGAACUGAUCGAAGCCCUGACCAACUCCUUAACACCAGCAAUCAGCAUCAAUAACGAGGUGCGCACAGUAGACAGCCUAAACACCGAUGUCAAGCUCAUCCUGGAGGAAGUGACGCGCUUCCUCAACAUGGAGAAACUGCUACCUAGCUACAGGAACACCAUCACUGUCAGCUGUCUGCGGGCCAUCAGGAUGCUACAGAAGAACGGCCACAUACCCAGCGACCCGAGCCUUUUUAAAGCCUAUGCGGAGUAUGGUCAUUUUGUGGAUGUGAGAGUCGCUGCACUUGAAGCUGUGGUCGACUAUACAAGAGUUGACAGGAGCGCUGAGGAGUUUCAGUGGUUAUUGGACAUGGUUCAAAAUGAUCCUGUGCACUACGUCAGACAUAAGAUUCUUAGCAUGCUGUCCAGGAAUCCCCCCUUCACCAAAGCAGCAGAGUCUCCUCUGUGCACCGAGGCCCUUGUGGACCAACUCUGGAAACUGAUGAACUCUAGUACCUCCCAUGACUGGCGUUUGCGCUGUGGCGCUGUGAACCUCUACCACACUCUGUUUGGUCUGACCAGGCCCUCAUGUCUGCCUCUGCCAGAACUUGGCCUUGUCCUCAACCUGAAGGAGAAGAAGGCUGUCCUGAAUCCCACCAUCAAAUCUGAGCAGGAGGGUCCUGAGCUUGCACCUGAGAUGGUCUUCACUGGCAGUAUUAAGGAGGAACAUGUUGUCAUGGAGCCGGUUUUGGGUGGCAUAGCCCUCACUCCACAGGGCCUGAAAAGGAAGGCAGAGACUCCUUUGGCUUCACCCCCUGAACCUGGGCAGGUGCUGCAGGAUGAGCCAGCGGGAAAAAUAGCUGCCAAGAGUCGAUUUCCAAUGCCAGAGGAUGAGGAUAUUGAUAUGGACACGGUUCAUGACAGUCGUGCAUUUAUCUACCAUCACCUGAAUAUGCUGGAUAGGCCAUCAACACCAGGUCGAGAACCUCCUGUCGUGGAGCAGGCUGUUAUGCCUAUGUCAGCCACACCUGUCCCAACCUUCGCUAAGGAGGGUGCCUCCUCCUCUUCCUCCUCCAAGCACCACCACCAUCACCACCACCACCACCAUGAGCACAAGAAAAAGAAGAAGAAGCACAAACACAAGCACAAGCAUAAACAUAAGCAUGACAGCAAGGACAAGGAGAAGGAGCGUGACCUCCACAGCUUUGCAAACAGCCCAGCGAGUGGCCACUCACCCUCACUGUCCGACUGACACCAGUUCUACCAUGUACCAUGUGUAAACAGUGGAUAGUAUUACUUAGAUAAAGUUUCUAAUUGAAUAUGUUAAAGAAUUGAUGCAUCAUGCAGCUUCUCUUUUGUCUAGUACGAGAAAUACCAUCAUGAUAAACCGGUGGCUCUUGAAACUUCUAUUUUUCUUUAAUCCGCCCAUCACCUGUAUUCAAUCUUCUUGGCCUGCUUGUGGGACUCCCCCCCCCCCCCCCCCCCAUGCAAAGCUCAUAUUUUUCCUGAGCAUUAACAAGAGUGCAGCUUCAAUUUUGCUAAUGUUAACAUUUCUCAAUUAGAUCAGUAGUUGGGUCAAAUUCUUUAUAAGAAUGUAGCUUGUGUGAUGCUUGUAGUUAGAAGUAACUAGCCUGGGUAUAUCAUAUGCUAACAAGAUAGUUCUCCAAAAAGUUCAACAAUGCGUAAUCCACAUGUUUUGUCUUUAUGCAUUUUAUAUUAAGGUGCUCAUUACCUGAUGGUAUGCUGGCAUGAGUGUGUAGCUAAGAACAUUCCUAGCUAGUCAAAUGAAUCUUUUUAAACCCCUUCAAUGCAAUACUGUUUUGUAUGUUAAGUGUUUAAAUAAUAUGUAUUUGUCUCUUAAGGGUUUUUUGAAAAUGCACAAACAACACUGGGUUUGUGCCUUGUUGGACUUUUCAUAAGAACUGUCUUUGGUAGUAACAUGUCUAGUUCACUCAAGCUAUAUCUCAAAUUCUUCCUCUUCUAUAUUUUACCCGGUUGUACAUGAUCUGUCAUAAUCCCUCCUGCUUUGAGAUAGCAACAGUGUCCCAGAAUGGACAAAACUUCAGCCUCCAGUUGGGGAGAAGGGGGUGGAUCAAGGGUUUUAUAACUUGACCUUUUUUGAAUAUUUGUAGAGUAAAUAAAUUCUUAUGCCUUUUUUAAA